Molecule: messenger RNA, 69 nt
Organism: Spodoptera exigua (beet armyworm)
Lineage: Eukaryota; Metazoa; Arthropoda; Insecta; Lepidoptera; Noctuidae
Source: the annotation of a GenBank genome assembly
AUGGUUUACAACAUUAUGGGCGAUCAAAAGACUUAUUAUAUGCAAAUGCACAAUCUCACGAAUGCGUAG